AUGUUCAAGUUCGACUUCGAUAUCGACGACGCCGACAAUGCUGAGGAGCUCCUCGGGAUCAACUUGGAGUCACUAAGUAUACAAGAUCCCUCUACAAAAACAGAGCAGUUAUUGGAACUCGAGCCAUUUUCUGAACUUACUCUUACUACACUCCUAGACGGUGUACCGGAUCAGAUAUCCUAUUCACCGCUCUUUAUCUCUCUCUCAUCGACACGGAAAUCUACAUGCCUUCUUCGGCGGGAUUUGUUCGAUGCUCGAUUUCAACUCAUAUCGGAAGGCGCGGGAGAUGUUGUUGAUGAGCCCGCUAUCAACCAACAAGAUGAAAAUAAUGCAUCGGACUUGAAAACAGCGCGAAAAGCAUUGGAGUUUCUUAGCGCUCCUUCAGAUCUUGUUCCUGGAGUGUAUGAAGGAGGUCUCAAAACAUGGGAAUGCAGCUUAGAUCUCGUCGAUUACCUCGAUAGCUUGAAGGAGACAUCGAAAUACGAAUCAUUCGUAGGUAAGAAGAUUUUAGAGGUUGGUUGUGGGACGGGUGUACCGACAAUGUACAUCUUCCGAGAACUUUUAUACUCUUCAAAGCCAGGAGACACCCCUCUACAGAAGACGGUGCUUCAAUUGCAGGAUUACAACGCGUCUGUUCUGCAACUCGUUACCCUUCCUAAUAUUCUUUUAACAUGGUACACAUCCACCCACGCCGAUGCAUAUCGCACUUCCAUAAAAGACGAUGACAUGGCACCCAUUAUUCAAGACGCCGCCUCUGGAGAAUUGCCAAUAACCCCAGAGUUCAAAACCGCCUUCCUCAAAACCCUCCAAGAUCUCAAUAUUACCCUUCGUUUCUUCGCAGGUUCAUGGGAUACUUUUAAUCCUACUACAACGAGCACAGACGAAUCUCCGAAAUAUGAUAUUCUCCUGACUUCAGAGACGAUAUACAGGAACGAGAGUCUACAACCGCUCAUUAAUCUCAUGCGAAGAGCGUGCCCCGACCAAUCGGUAAACAAGACUUAUUUGUGCUUAGUUGCGGCCAAGGUAUUAUACUUUGGUGUUGGUGGAGGAGUCUCCGACUUUUUGCAAGCAGUGGAAAAGGAGAAGGCGGCCGUAGAAACUGUUUUAGAGCGCAAGAGUGGUGUAGGGAGAAAAAUAUUGCGGCUUCGGUGGUAG
This is a messenger RNA of Psilocybe cubensis, 1155 nucleotides long. RefSeq lists its product as uncharacterized. The record is from RefSeq and is a predicted model, not a curated record. Gene Ontology annotation, biological process: peptidyl-histidine methylation, to form tele-methylhistidine. Bases 1 to 1155 code for a protein of 384 amino acids. NCBI's taxonomy places the organism in Eukaryota, Fungi, Basidiomycota, Agaricomycetes, Agaricales, Agrocybaceae. The transcript has 4 exons. Gene Ontology annotation, molecular function: protein-L-histidine N-tele-methyltransferase activity.